GCUGCACAACACAAGAAAUAGUGAAACAAUUCCCAUCUGUUUCUUGUGGGCCUUCCGGAAUUCUCGCCCUCGUUUGAGAAUUUUCUCUUGCAGACUUCAAUGACUAUACGACAACGUUUUGUGACUGUUUGUUCGUCAUUUUGAAGGUGAAAAUGGGGAUCAUGGAUGUGAUCGACAUUUGCAGCAUUAUCUUCUGAGGAAAGGAGUUGAUAAUAAGCAUAUUUGGUUAGUUUUUGGAUUGUAGCUCCUUUUCUGGUCAGCUUGUUCAUAGGCUGGUGUUGUUUGUAAUUUAUUUGGUGCUUCAUUAGUAAUCAAAUGUUACAUGCUCUGUUCCUGUGUUGAUACUUGAUCUUGUUGUUGCAUUGAUGGAUGGGAGGCGGCAUUCCAUUGAUUUACCGAUUUCAAGAACGUUGUUUGCGCUUAGGCGAGUGAGGUCCCUCCGGGAUCCAUCCACCAACUCGAUGAGCAGAUUGUCUGCUUUGGUUGACAAUCUGAAUUGGGAGACAAAAUCAAGUGGUGCAAUUGUCUUAGGAUUUGAGAAUGGCUGCAGUGGAGACAGCGAUGAUGACAGCAAUUUUGAGUUGAAAAGCUCGAGAUUGUUCAUGGAGGAUGAGGAGAAACGUCUGUGUGAGCAUGAGCUGGAUCCUGACUGGAGGAACCAGGAAACAAUGUGUGUGAAAGAAGAGAGUAGAAUGCAGUGCAAGGAGAACGGGGGUGAUGUAUUGCAAACUGACUCCCUUGGGUCUAUGGGUGACUAUGUUCGCAAUAAGGGUCUGUGUGCUCGACCAAAGAGAAGACUGAAGCAAGCGGAUAAGGUGUGUCGUGGAAAAUCAAAAUGUAGCAGUUGGAAUAGGAAGCAUAAUAGAUUGUCUAGAGUUAGAGCUGGUGAUGCUUUGAGUUCUGAUGUCAGCUCAUGUUAUUCUGCAAGUGAUGCUUCGAUGGAAGGCUUGAGUGGUGGUGUGCCGUUUUAUGCUAGUGCAGACUUGGGCAUGAUGGGGUCGAGGAUGAGAAACUGCCGGUCGGGAACUUCAAAACCUAUAGAGCCAAAACCCCUAGCUGAUUUGGAAGAACGGCCUCUCCUGUUAACGGAAGAGAGGAUGGGCUGCCUGCAAAAUCGUGUAGGAAUCGACUCUUGUUUGGAAACUCCUAGAAGCCUAUGCCAGAAGUUUAUGCCGAAGUCGUUCAAAGAAUUGGUGGGGCAAAAUGUAGUUGUGAAAUCUCUUUUGAGUGCAGUUUCUAGUGGGAGGAUAGCUUCUUUGUAUCUUUUUCACGGUCCACGGGGAACGGGAAAAACAUCUGCUGCUAGAGUGUUUGCGGCUGCAUUAAACUGUCUCUCUCCUGGGAUUGAAAAACCGUGUGGCUUAUGCCGGGAUUGCGUCCUGUUCUUCUCGGGGAGGAGUAGUGAUGUGAAGGAAGUUGAUUUAGUUGAAAUCAACAAGAUGGGUAGCUUCAGAUCACUUAUUAAGAAUGUUGAUGUUCCACCGAUAUUCUCGAGGUUUAAGGUCUACAUUGUCGAUGACUGCCACUUGUUGCAAAGGGAAACGUGGGUGGCUUUGGGUGACAAGAUGGAGGAGCUUCUGCCACAUGUGGUUUUCAUUGCAGUCACCCCGGAUCUUGACAAGCUACCAAGCAGCAUCGUGUCAAAGGCACAGAGAUACAAUUUUCAGAUUGUAAAAGUUGCUGACAUUGCCAGCAGGUUGCACUUGAUAUGUAAAGAAGAAGGUGUUGAAAUUGACGAGGAUGCUUUGAAUUUUGUAGCGAGUAAAUCGAAUGGAUCAGUCAGGGAUGCAGAGACGAUGCUUGACCAGUUGAGUCUGCUUGCAAAGAAGAUCACUAUGUCAUUGGUUUACGAAGUUAAUGGAGUCGUCUCCGAUGCUGAAUUGCUCGAUUUACUUCACUUAGCAUUGUCUUCUGAUGCCUCAAACACAAUAAAAAAGGUCAGGGAGUUGAUAGCUUCUAGAAUAGAUCCUUUGCAACUUAUAUCGCAAUUGGCCAGUCUCAUAACGGACAUUCUAGCUGGAAAAUGUGAUGGUGAGAUUGAUAGGAAGCUUUUCGGACUUCAGAAAUCCGGAGCUGAACUAGAGCAACUCAGACACGCGCUAAAGAUACUCUACGAGACAGAUAAGCAAUUGAGAACGUCGAAGAAUCAGACAAUGUGGCUCACUGUAGCUCUUCUGCAGCUCAGCUCAGCAGGUGCUUCACACGAUGAGGAUGCUCCGAGACUGAGCUCGAAAGUAUUGCACGCUCAAGAGGGCGAAUCUCAUCGUAUGUCAACUGACGAAUGUUGGAAGCAUCCUGUGACAAGUUCAUGUGAAAAUGCUUCUCAGUAUGAAGUCGAAACUUUGGAGUUGAUUUGGAUUAGAGCCACCAGAAUAUGCGAAUCCAGUUCUGUCAAAAAUUUCCUUCAAAAACGAGGGAAGUUGGUGUCCGUUCGUCUAAUCCAAGGUGUGGCAGUGGCUGAUCUCGAGUUUGAUCACCCUGAUCACGUCUCUAGAGCUGAGAAGUCUUGGAAAGUGAUUGCAGGCGUGCUUCAACGUAUCCUAGGCUACAAUGUCGAGCUUAGAAUUAAUCUAGCAAACAGCGCCUCGAAGUUGAAGAAGCCCUCUCUCAACUUGUUCAGCUGCUCGCGUAGAGUGUAUCUCCAGUCGCAUUUCUGUGCAGAAUGCGGCAGCAGUGCUUCAGAGUACUCGAUUCACACCCCCACAGCAUUCCUGACCAGGGAUAGGUACCUGCAAACAAGGUCCCUUGACCGUGAGCCCCAAAUCCUCCAUACGUGCUGCCAUGGCAACGAGGUGGUUUCUAGCAUCCGGAAUAGUGAUGGAAAUGCUUUAAGCAUUGGAAUCAAAACUCCCCAGAAAUCAGUGGUUGAUAGCAUGGAUAGAGAGGUUCCCCCUGGAUCGGAUACUUUUUGCAACGGGAUCGAAAAUUUAGCAUACAUCAAGCGUGAAAGUCGAUCAAGAAGAAGCGAGUCGUGGAGGUGCUGUUGGAGAACCGUCAUAUUUCCUUUUCGGAAGGCUCAAACCAUUUUAUCGAAGAAACUAUGCUAAUGAAGGAUUGUUUUUGUAUCAAGUUAGGUAGGCUGACAUAGGCAUCAAACUUUUCAUUUGUAAUUGUCUUGUUUGAUGGCCAUUUUAUUCUACUAGGAUGAAUUUGAACAUUUUAAUGGCUAUCUAUUCCUAAGUUAAUUUGACAGUA
Molecule: messenger RNA, 3195 nt
Organism: Salvia hispanica
Lineage: Eukaryota; Viridiplantae; Streptophyta; Magnoliopsida; Lamiales; Lamiaceae
Source: RefSeq, a predicted model, not a curated record